Mesorhabditis spiculigera is the source of this 690-nucleotide messenger RNA. NCBI's taxonomy places the organism in Eukaryota, Metazoa, Nematoda, Chromadorea, Rhabditida, Rhabditidae. The record is from the annotation of a GenBank genome assembly.
AUGUCCGAUUCACCACAUAAGUCCCAAGGAAAAGAUCAGCAAUGGGUGGUCAAGAAACUCGCGGAGCUGGUCGGGAAGAACGAGAAGAUGAUCCACGAAUCGGCCUCCAACCAAUACGAUUACCCGUGGUUGUACAUAGGAAGUGAUGGGCAUUCGGAGUUCCGCAAAAAGCUGGCCGACGAGCUGACAAAGCAAGAACCAAGGGCGCAAGGCCCGACGAGCCGGCUGUCCUUCUUGGCCAAUCACAACCACCGUCGCCUAGUGGAGCAGCACAACAUGGCCCUAACUCUGCAAUGCAAGGUCUUGGCUCAGAGUGAAGACAAAAAACGACAGUGGUGGCACGUAGAACUGGUGGACGCGACGGGAAAACCCUACAACGAGGCGUGCGACCAGUUGAAGAUGAAACUGCCUUGGAAAAAGUGUGGCUGCGAUUGGCAGCAGGACACAGAGCGCGUCGGAGGCCAGCAGUACCCGGUCCCCGGACCAAGUGCUACCAGUUGGACAGGCCCCGGUAUCCACCAAGUGCAAGCUACGCAGCAGUGGAAUCCCGACACCACUGGCUACGCGCCGUUCCAGCAAGCCGAUUGGGUGCCACACGACCACGAUGAAGAAUGGACCGGAAUGAUGCCCGGCCCAAGCCACCCGACCAGCAGUGCUCCCGGUGGCUCGAUGAAGCGCCAUCGCUUUGAA